This is a messenger RNA of Glycine soja, 2763 nucleotides long. Its product is annotated as putative receptor protein kinase ZmPK1. NCBI's taxonomy places the organism in Eukaryota, Viridiplantae, Streptophyta, Magnoliopsida, Fabales, Fabaceae. Gene Ontology annotation, molecular function: protein serine/threonine kinase activity; ATP binding. The record is from RefSeq and is a predicted model, not a curated record. Gene Ontology annotation, biological process: recognition of pollen; protein phosphorylation. The transcript is spliced from 2 exons. Bases 4 to 2463 code for a protein of 819 amino acids.
CGAAUGGGUUUUUCCACAUUUUUACUCCCUCUUCUCGUUUCUCUAAUUUUCCAUAAUUUUCAGCACUCAUCUUCAUUCUCCCUCUCCGUGGAGAAAUUCAAAGAAGAUGUAAUAGUGUCAUCACCAAAGGGCAAAUUCACUGCUGGGUUUUACCCUGUAGGGGAUAACGCAUACUGCUUUGCCAUAUGGUACACACAACCACCUCACACCCUUGUUUGGAUGGCCAACCGGGACCAGCCGGUCAACGGAAAACGCUCUACCCUUUCCCUUCUCACUACCGGUAACCUCGUACUAACCGAUGCCGCUCAGUUCAUGGUAUGGUCCACAAACACCGCCACCUCAUCCAAACAAGUCCAGUUACAUUUCUACGAUACCGGUAACCUCGUUCUCCUCGACAACUCCGACAACGUUGUUGUUCUGUGGCAAAGCUUCGAUUACCCAACGGACACGCUUCUUCCUGAUCAAACUCUCACCAAGAACUCCAACCUUAUUUCCUCGAGAAGCGGAACCAACUAUUCUUCUGGUUUCUACAAGCUCUUCUUCGACUCCGAUAAUGUUCUCCGCCUCAUGUACCAAGGUCCACGUGUUUCAAGCGUUUACUGGCCAGACCCUUGGCUUCUUAACAAUAAUUUAGGUAUUGGUGGUACGGGUAAUGGUAGAACCUCUUACAACGAUAGCAGGGUUGCUGUACUAGAUGAGUUUGGCCACUUUGUUUCUUCGGAUAACUUCACUUUCAAAACAAGUGAUUAUAGGACGGUGCUCCAACGUAGAUUGACGCUUGAUCCCGACGGUAGCGUGAGGGUGUACAGCAAGAACGAUGGAGAAGACAAGUGGUCCAUGUCAGGGGAAUUCAAGUUACAUCCCUGUUAUGCUCAUGGGAUUUGUGGAUCCAAUAGUUAUUGCAGAUACGAGCCAACAACCGGUAGAAAGUGUUUGUGUCUUCCAGAUCAUACCUUGGUUGAUAAUCAAGACUGGUCUCAAGGUUGCACACCAAAUUUCCAACAUUUGUGCAACGACAACAACACCAAGUAUGAGUCUCGCUUCCUGGGCAUGUCCCUUGUUAGUUUCUAUGGAUACGACUAUGGUUACUUUGCAAAUUACACCUACAAACAAUGUGAGAAUCUGUGUUCGCGAUUGUGCCAAUGCAAAGGGUUUCUACACAUAUUUUCAGAGGAAAAUGCUUUCUUUGAGUGCUACCCAAAGACGCAGUUACUAAAUGGGAAUAGACAAAUGGAUUUCAAGGGAUCAUUCUUCCUGCGACUGCCUUUGUCCCAUGAAGAGUAUGAGAACCCUGUCCAAAAUAACGACAAUGGCGGCUUGGUUUGUGGGGGAGAAGGUGGAGGAGCGAAACUACUGGAGAGACAGUACGCGGAAGAAAAAGAAAAUGGAUCGGUGAAGCUCAUGUUGUGGUUUGCGAGUGCCUUGGGAGGAAUUGAGGUUGUGUGCAUCUUUCUGGUGUGGUGUUUCUUGUUUAGGAACAAAAAUCGGAAAUUACACUCCGGUGCUGACAAACAAGGCUAUGUUAUUGCAACAGCUGCAGGGUUUCGGAAAUUCAGUUACUCUGAGCUGAAACAAGCCACCAAAGGCUUCAGUGAAGAGAUUGGAAGGGGUGGUGGAGGUACUGUGUAUAAGGGUGUCUUGUCUGAUAAUCGAGUUGUGGCAAUAAAGCGACUGCAUGAAGUAGCAAACCAAGGAGAAAGUGAGUUCCUAGCUGAAGUAAGGAUAAUUGGAAGGCUUAACCACAUGAACUUAAUUGGCAUGUUGGGGUAUUGUGCAGAGGGUAAGCAUAGGUUGUUGGUUUAUGAGCACAUGGAGAAUGGUUCUUUAGCUCAAAACCUCUCAUCGAGUUCAAAUGUUCUUGAUUGGAGUAAGAGAUAUAGCAUUGCUCUUGGAACGGCAAAGGGUCUGGCCUACUUGCAUGAAGAAUGUCUGGAGUGGAUUUUGCAUUGUGAUAUUAAGCCCCAAAAUAUACUUCUUGACUCUGAUUACCAACCCAAGGUAGCGGAUUUUGGCUUGUCUAAGCUACUUAACCGGAACAGCAACCUCAACAAUUCAAGUUUCUCAAGGAUAAGAGGAACAAGAGGUUACAUGGCACCGGAAUGGGUUUUCAACUUGCCAAUCACUUCCAAGGUGGAUGUCUACAGCUAUGGCAUUGUUGUCUUGGAGAUGAUAACUGGAAGGAGCCCAACAGCAGGUAUCCAAAUCACAGAAUUAGAAGCAGCAUCACAUCAUCAUGAGAGGUUGGUGACAUGGGUGAGGGACAAAAGGAGAACAAGAUCAAAAAUGGGAUCAUCAUGGGUGGAUCAAAUCGUUGACCCUGCUUUGGGAUCAAAAAACUAUGACAGGAAUGAAAUGGAGAUAUUGGCAACGGUGGCUUUGGAAUGUGUAGAGGAUGAGAAAGAUGCGAGACCUAGCAUGAGUCAAGUUGCUGAGAGGCUCCAAAAUCAUGAACCCUAUACGUGAUGGUUUGAACAAAGAAUAGCCAUCUCUCCCAUGUCCGUCACUUCCCUUGUUUAUCAUCCAUGGUUCCAGCUCCUCUAAUUUUUUGGUUGGUUUUGUCUAUCAUAAAUUGUUUGUUUGUGCCUUGUGGAAAAUCUUCAGUUGUUGUGCAGUUUAAUGCUGCUGUUGUAUCAGAUUCUAGUGUUUGGCAACCUAUGUUGUUACAGUUGCAGGAAUUAUUCUGUAGUAGUACCCCCCUUGUAUUACAAUAUUUGCAUCAAUUGCAACCUAUUUAUUAUGAUACUGAUACAAAGCAUUUAUCUC